CCAUAAAGCACUUUUUUCUUCAAAAAUUCCAGAUUUCUUCUGUAAUUUUUUCAAAAAAAAAAAUCAUAAUCCUCAAUCUGUAUUCUUGUGGUUUCGGCUUGAGAGUGGAUUGAUUCACUCUUGGGUUGAUCCACAGAAGCACAAUAUUCAUCAUGGGGAUAUUUAGCAGUACGAAGAGGAGAGGAAAAAAGAUGAUGACAUGUGUCUGUUGUGACAAGCCGCCGGACGAGAAUAAAAAGCAAACAAAGAAGAGGAAGACAAAGUGGUCAUGGAGGAUAAGGAAGGAAAGAAAGAAGAAAAAGAAUGGGCUUAAGUCCCUUGUUGGUAACAUUUCCUUCAGAUCCAACAGUGACAAGCAUAGGUCUGCAGCUAAUGAGAUUUUACGGGUUGGCAAUGAAAAUAUUGCAGCCCGGGUAUUCAAGUUCCAAGAAUUGGCAGCAGCUACCAAAAACUUCAGCACCUCAAACCUACUUGGUGAAGGUGGUUUUGGAAGAGUGUAUAAAGGAUGCCUUGAAGGCACGAAUGAAGUUGUAGCAGUUAAACAGCUCGAUAGGAAUGGAUUUCAGGGAAACAGAGAGUUCCUUGUUGAAGUACUAAUGCUCGGUCUCCUGCACCACCAGAAUCUUGUUAACUUGCUUGGAUACUGUGCAGAUGGUGACCAAAGGAUUCUAGUAUACGAAUACAUGCCACUGGGUUCAUUGGAAGAUCAUCUCUUAGAUCUAUCACCAAAUAAGAAGCCACUGGAUUGGUAUACAAGAAUGAAAAUAGCAGUUGGCGCAGCCAAAGGCCUCGAGUACUUGCAUGAUAUAGCCAACCCACCUGUGAUUUACCGUGAUUUAAAAGCAUCAAAUAUACUUCUUGAUGAAGAUUACAACCCGAAGUUAUCUGAUUUUGGCCUGGCCAAGCUUGGUCCAAUUGGAGAUAAGACCCAUGUUUCUACAAGAGUGAUGGGUACUUAUGGCUACUGUGCCCCAGAAUAUGCAUUGACAGGCCAGUUAACCAAAAUGUCAGAUGUAUAUAGUUUUGGGGUCGUGUUUUUGGAGCUCAUAACUGGAAGGAGAGCCAUAGACAUCAAAAAGCCAACAAAUGAGCAACAACUUGUUCAUUGGGCAGAGCCACUCUUGAGAGAUAAGAGGAAGUUUGUACAAAUUGCUGACCCGUUGCUUAAGGGGAAAUUUCCCAUAAAGAGUUUAUACCAAGCUCUUGCAGUUGCUGCUCUGUGUCUUCACAAAGAAGCAAGUUCUCGUCCGCUAAUCGGCGAUGUUGUAACUGCUCUCCAGUUUCUGAUUAAUCCAAGCAAUGAUACUGCAGAAGACUCUGAACAGUCGAUCCCUGAAAAAUCAUCUCCUUCUAAUUCAGAGAUAGAAAGAGAGAUUGUUGGGAAUGACAAUGUACUUAUAUGACAAAAAA
Molecule: messenger RNA, 1410 nt
Organism: Elaeis guineensis (African oil palm)
Lineage: Eukaryota; Viridiplantae; Streptophyta; Magnoliopsida; Arecales; Arecaceae
Product: probable serine/threonine-protein kinase PBL23
Biological process (GO): protein phosphorylation
Molecular function (GO): protein kinase activity; ATP binding
Source: RefSeq, a predicted model, not a curated record